Messenger RNA from Malaclemys terrapin pileata, 2276 nucleotides. RefSeq names its product transcription elongation factor A N-terminal and central domain containing (gene TCEANC). Gene Ontology annotation, cellular component: nucleus. Gene Ontology annotation, biological process: DNA-templated transcription. NCBI's taxonomy places the organism in Eukaryota, Metazoa, Chordata, Testudines, Emydidae. The transcript has 2 exons. The record is from RefSeq and is a predicted model, not a curated record. Bases 97 to 1185 code for a protein of 362 amino acids.
CUCAGUUUGGAGUCUUUACUAUUCAUUGAAUGCAUACAUCAACCUCUGAGGAAAGAAUUCCUGUAAACACAUCUAUUUUGCUUUAAGUGUUUAAAAAUGUCUGAUAAGAAAAUAAUUAUGAACAGAGCCCAUUAUAUUGAGAAGCUACUCUCUGAAAACAAUUUCCAAGAUAUUGGAAAUCACCUUGCAGAACUUGAAGCUGUUGAUAUGACUAUAGAAUAUCUUCAGGAGACUGAUGUUGCCAAAGCUGUGUACAGAGUCCUCCAGAACUGUCCUGCAAUAACAUUGAAAAAGAAAGCAAAGCAUUUAUUAUCAAAGUGGAAGACACUUUACAAGAAUAACUAUCUUUCAUCGAUACAAGGUAAAAAGUCAGUUUCUGAGAGUGUGAAAGAGCACAAUGAAUAUUUCAGUGUGGCUCCACAAGAACAAACUGAGUUUUCUGAUGAAUUGAAUCAGCAUGAAAUGUUAGAUGCUGCUGGCUCUAACAGUUUGCUAACAUCACAAAACGUUCCAAAAGAUGAAGUGUAUAAUAAGCCAAAAAGCAGUGUGAAUCAACUGGGUCUUUUAGAAGAACAGUGCACUGAUAAUGAAGACACUAAACCUGCUGGCAGUGAAACAAGCCCACAGCAAGAACAUGUGAAGGCCAUGAGGUUGAAAUGCACAGAACUUAUUUAUAAAGCCUUGACUGAUUCUGCCACAAGCAAAGAGGAAGCCAAUAAGCGGCAAGAAUUAUCCAAAGAAAUUGAAGAGCGUAUUUUUGCUCUUCAUGCUAGAAAUGACAAAAAGUACAAAAAUUGUAUCAGAAGCAAAGUCUCUAACUUGAAGAAUCCUAAAAAUUUCCACUUAAAACAUAACCUAUUUUCAGGGACUAUGAGUCCAAAGACUUUUGCUGAGAUGACAGUGAUGGAAAUGGCCAAUGAUGAACUGAAACAACUCAGGGCUUUGUACACAGAAUCAUCUGUUCAGGAACAUCAGCUUCCCCAAGUUAUUGAUGGCACACAGACCAACAAAAUAAAAUGUAGGCGCUGUGAAAAAUUUGAUUGCAGUGUCACUAUGAUUGCCAGGGGAACUCUCUUCCUUCCCAGUUGGGUGCGAAAUGCAAAUCCAGAUGAACAAAUGAUGACUUAUGUUAUUUGUAACGAAUGUGGAGAGCAGUGGUACCACAGCAGAUGGGUUUGUUUGUGAUUAUUAAUCCUUUAAUGAAUAUCACUUAAAAGUGAAAAACAUAAAAUAGAUAUCAGAAGAAAAAUGUGUUGGGAUUAUUUUUAAAUUUGUGUUAGAUGUUUAUAAAUCCGUGCUAUUGUGCAGACACAGCAAAUAAUAAUUCGUAGGAUAAUAGCUAAAAGAUAAUGGUCAUAAAAUCAUUUUGGAAGUUGUUUUGAAAUCAUUAUUUGGCUUUUAAAUUUUUAAAUUUUAUUUUCUGUAAGUAUGUAAAAUAUGCAUUGUGUGGUAACAUAAUUUAGUGGCAAACAUAUUUGCGUGUUUGUUACAAAGAUUUCUUGGUAUUUCAAAACAGUUAAGGACUUAUUUUCAAAGGUAUUGAACACUGUAGUUCUUAUUAAAAAAAAAACAAAGAGGAGUCCUUGUGGCACCUUAGAGACUAACAAAUUUAUUUGGGCAUAAGCUUUCGUGGGAUAUAACCCACUUCAUCAGAUGCAUGGAGUGGAAAAUACAGGAGCAGGUAUAAAUGCAUGAAAAGAUGGGAGUUGCCUUACCAAGUGUGAGGUCAGUCUAACGAGACAAUUCAAUUAACAGUAGGAUACCAAGGGAGGAAAAAUAACUUUUGUAGCGGUAAUGAGAGUGGCCCAUUUCAAACAGUUGACAAGAAGGUGUGAGUAACAGGAGGGGGAAAUUAGUAUGGGAGACAUUAGGUUUAGGUUUUGUAAUGAGCCAAUCACUCCCCAUCUUUAUUCAGGCCUAAUGUGAUUGUCUUCAGUGAGAUUUGUGGAUGCUCAACAUUUAUGAAAAUCAGGCCAUUAGUACAGUUUAAGCAAAUUAAUUGCAAUGCUGUAAUUAACACGUUUUUUCCAGGAUGAUCACUGAAGAAUGUCCGACACAGACCUGCUCUGUAAUUAAAUGAGAAAUCACUUGCAAAAAGAGUCAGAUUAUUUCUCUAACCAACUUAAUCACGUUUAAGUAGAAUGAUAAGCUACCAAAUAUAAAAGAUACAGGGGAGAAUGGUAGCAAAUUAAAGCAAAAAUGGUCUUGGAUGUAAACUGUUUGAUAGCUAAGCAAAAAAAUGCUUCUUUAAAAGAGAUCCCAGAUCAGACAUAAGU